Molecule: messenger RNA, 1826 nt
Organism: Linepithema humile (Argentine ant)
Lineage: Eukaryota; Metazoa; Arthropoda; Insecta; Hymenoptera; Formicidae
Source: RefSeq, a predicted model, not a curated record
CACGAACUAGCAAACAGCAGUAAAACCGCACCGUUUCCAUUUGCAGCAAGCAAUCCUCGCAAUUAGCCCCGUUAAACGCCGUCGGGUUAGCGGGAACAGGGGCAGGAACAGCAGCGGCGAUCAAAUUCUGACCAAGACCGUGUUCCACGGCAAGCAGUGAGUGGGAGGGGAUGAAAUUCCGCUCGAUACAAAUUCGAUAAAGCCGCCGCCGGCCCGCAAGACUCGCUCGUUAUCCGGAUCCGGCGGUCUGCUACCCGUUACGUUAGAAAACUCGCAGCUCUCAAGUUUUGCGACCGAUACUCUGAGGAAGUUUAAUUUACCAAGUAGCAUUACACGUGUCGUCGCUGCAGCGAAUUCUUUUCCGAAUGCGAAAUAUCGGAAGCUGAUUUCUGUUUCGAAAUAUAAUUCUUAAAAUAGAUUCUAGUUGUAAUCAUCUUAAGACAUAAUUCUAUAAGCACGUUUUAUUCUAUUAGCGGACGUUUGAAACAUUUUGCACAAAGUUAGAAAUUCGACAUGAUCAAAUGCCAUCGUAAAUUGUCAAGAAUGAAGAUAACGCAAAUGAUGAUAUUUUGCGCGUGAUUUGACAGACUGUACAUAUCGAUUGUGGUAUCGAUCAGUAACCCUUCUCUAGGUGGGAAAUACUUCGCGCUUGGUUGGACAGCAGGCGACAAGAGCAGUAUCUCGACUAGCCCAGUCUCCAGAAUCGAUCGUUGUAAUCAGGGCUAUCGAAUCGGUUACCACAUCACAGGGAUGUUCGCAACAACUAUAAUUGCUUUUCAGUAAUGUCGCUUUGUCCGUCGUCGUCUCAUCAGCUUGUCGCAGCGGCGAUUGCUUUUCGACGUGCCCGUCGUAAAUUUCCCAAGAAUUUCGGCCUCGAAAGCACCGUCGAAUGUAUAUGCGAAAAUGCGAAGACGGAAACCGCACCGAGUCGCGAAGGGCCCAUCAAUCAAGCGAAAUCGAGCUCCUCGCUGGUGAAACGCGCGUGUAACUCAAGAUCCGAUCACGUAUGUCCGACGGGCGUGCGGAACCGCGAUUACGACCAUUCACACAGCAAGGAGAAUACAAUCAGCUGUAGUUGCUGCCGGACAAGAAACGGUAGCGAGGACAUUUCGGGGCUGCGGGACGAGUGCAGCGGCGGAGAUGCAAUCGAUACUGUGCCGAGUCGAGAGUUUGCAGUUUCGGACGCCGAUCAGAAAAAUGAAUUUGCAAAACUGGCCGACCGAGAUAGAUGCGAGACGCACGGGCGCGGUAUCUCCGGCGGGAAAGCUCAGCACAAAAGCUGGCGCGAUCAGAUGCAAGGCGAAAAUAGUCGAUUGUACGCGCGGCAGUGCUAUUCGAAGAACUACUCUGGAAUAAUAUCUGCCUCUUGUGAGCGAAACGACGAAGAGCGCAGCGAGAAAGAGGAUGACGACGACGAGGACGACGGCGUAACCGUUAUCAAUCACAAGGACUCCAUGUGCAUCCUUGCUGAAAAAUAUAAAACCGGCAGGAGGUGUCGUGCCGGCAGAAGAUGCGAUGAGGCUCGAUCCGGCGACAGGACGGGGGAUAGGGACGAGUGUGACAAAUCGUUGACUUCGGAAAUCAUUGAUCAGCCGGAGUCGUCGCUUGAGAGCGCGAACGCGGUUCCGCACGACGGACCGAGCGUGAAACACGUUUGCCGAGCACAUUGCGAGAGCUGCGGGACGGCCGCGAAAGCGUGCAAUCCUGGAUGCAAUCGACACACGCCGCCGGAGGGUGAAUUCGACCGAUUCAAGUCCCUUUUGAACGAGACGUCGGCUGCCGCUCACCGCUGCUCAAGUCGAGCGCCUUGCAGACACGCCUUCUAA